Messenger RNA from Pisolithus orientalis, 1683 nucleotides. RefSeq names its product peptide N-acetyl-beta-D-glucosaminyl asparaginase amidase A-domain-containing protein. The record is from RefSeq and is a predicted model, not a curated record. Bases 1 to 1683 code for a protein of 560 amino acids. The transcript has 12 exons. NCBI's taxonomy places the organism in Eukaryota, Fungi, Basidiomycota, Agaricomycetes, Boletales, Pisolithaceae.
AUGCUAUCGGGAUGGAAAUUCAUCGAAGCGGUGUUGGCAGUGGUCCCCCUCAUCGGUACACAGGUUCUCGUCGACUUUCAGGUCGCUCAGCCACCGCCGGUCCCCAGUGACGCGAAGACGUGCACCAUAAAGAUCCUAGAGCGCACGUUCGGCAACUCCUACUACGAUCCGGAAAUUGUGUCGUAUAGCCCACCGAAUGACUGCGGAACCGCAGGGUCGUGGGCAGCGGUGACCUUGAACUUUGCGGUCACGUCCAACGGUACGCAGUACGACCGCCUCGGUUCUGGCGCACUUCAACCCCCGAGCCCUACACCCAAUGGCAUCAUUUGGACGUAUACCAAGGAUGUUGCGCGCUACAUUCCACUCUUUGCAAAACCAGGAACAUUCCUUCUUGAGCUUGAUAAUAUUGUCAAUAGCAACUUAACAGGGGAAUACGCCACAACUUUGUAUGCGACCUUCUAUGCGGCCUCGGAAGACUACCCUACCGCAGGGCAGUCAAACUUGAUUGUUCCAAUCUCUACCAUGUCUGAUACACUGGCCAACGACGCGUCCGUUCCCCCUGCGUUUUCCCUAAACGUUACGCUCCCUCAAAAUACCGUCGAGAUUUACGCGGAACUUUAUGCCUCCGGGAACGGGCAGGAAGAGUUUUGGUACUACAACACGGCUAACGAGUACAUUGACGAUUUACCUUCCGGGACUACUUACGGUGGAGGGCCUUUCCGCGAAGUGCGUUUGCUCGUGGAUGGACAGCUCGCAGGAGUCGCUUUCCCGUAUGCCGUCAUUUUCACCGGCGGUAUCAAUCCAGCUGUGUGGAAGCCGAUCACGGCCUAUGGCGCAAUCGACCUCCCGACUUAUUUUCUCGAUCUGACUCCGUUCGCUCCUGUCUUCGCGGACGGUCUUCCGCACAACGUUACAAUUGACGUAGUCUCUGCUGAGGCCGACCACACCAUUAACCCCAACUGGUACGUCUCGGGGCUGCUUCAAGUUGUCACGGACGCCUCCGGAAAGCGUACCACGGGCCAAAUGAUCACCUACAAUACCCAGCCGUAUGCGACCACGCAGACCUAUGGGAGUACAGAUGUAAACAAUGUCAACGUUACUGUAAAUGCUCAGCGCCAGAUCUACAUUGAAUCAAUCGUGGUCAGCGGGAGCGGACAGUCGAAUCGCGUCGUUUUCGAGCAGAAUCUGGAUUACACUAAUACGCAGUAUUACUUGAACGACACCAAUACCCAAAACGUCGCACAAAUAUCCUCUGGCUCUGUAAAAUCAACUCACAACGGUGUUCCUGUCAUGGUCGACAACUUUGAGUACUCAUUGUUCAUCAACAUGACUUACUUGGACGUCACAGAUACUUCCAUAACAUUCUUUACAUCCUUCGAUCAUUCAUACAACAGACAACUCAGUCCCGCUCCCUUCAUUCUUGGUUCUGAUAUCACCGAACGUCAAUUAGCCACCGGAUACUUCACAAUCUCCGCUGGAGGAAACUUCGGCAAUGGCGACAACAACAAUACUUUCAGUUACGUCGACAGCGAACACAAUACCUACAAUCGCAUGGUUGACGCUGCGAUGAAUAAGAUUGUUUACGAUCAGGAGAGUGGUUCCCUCGCGAGCAUCAUCCCAACCUCGUUCCCUGUUGCCCCAGCUAGGCUACCAGGUGGAAAGCAUGUUGGUGACAGGUUGUGA